GCUCGCCUUCCAGGUAGGCGAGCGAGCAAAUUGUCCGCUCGGAAUGGGGAAUUAUGUCAUUGCCGCGGAGGGACGCCUUCCAAGAGCGUUUCCUCCGCUGGCUGAUUGACAGGCCUCGCAUGCGCGAGGAGCCUAUAUAAAGCAGGCGAGCCGAGCGCCGCUUUGAAAGGCAGCCCGGCUAAGAGGCGAAGCGGGUUUUUUGCGCGCACCUCCCCGGCCGAGGACUUGCCCUUACAGGGAGCUGACUUGGCUUCGCGCUCUCGCCACGGGACUUUGGAAACUCGCCGCCUGCUUGGAGUUGCAUUGGGAAGCGGCAGCUCUCAAGAGCAUCGCGGGGGACGUGCAUGCCAGGCAUUAUGCAGGACAGGAGCUGGCUGUUGUGGCUGACGAUCUUGCUAGCUUUGUGGAUUUCCUCAGAGGCUCAAGAUGAUGGCCAAGAGGAUGAGUCCACUUUUGACUUGCUGCAAAUAAGCAACAUAAACAGGAAGACAAUUGGAGCAAAAGUAUUUCGGGGCAGCAAUUCCAGCCUCCCAGCAUACCGCUUCAUCCGGUUUGAUCACAUACCUCCAGUUAACUCGGAGAAAUUAAAGCAGAUUAUUAAACUGAUCCAGCGAAACGAGGGCUUCCUUCUUGUAGCCACCUUCAGGCAGGACAGGCUGGCCAGGGGCACCCUCUUGGCACUGGAAGGCCCUGGCACCGCUCAGCGCCAGUUUGAGAUUGUUUCCAAUGGCCGAGAAAAUUCACUCGAACUUUCCUAUUGGAUAGAUGGCUUCCGGAAGAAGUAUCUUUUGGAAGACGUGGACCUAGCCGAUUCACUAUGGAAGAACAUCACAGUACAAGUAGCUGGGGAAAACUACAGUCUCUAUGUUGGUUGCGACCUCAUUGACAGUGUGAGCCUGGAGGAGCCUUUCUAUGAAAACCUGAAAGCCGAGAAAAGUAGAAUGUAUGUGACAAAAGGAUCUGCCAGAGAAACUCACUUUCGGGGUCUCCUCCAAAAUAUUCAUUUAGUUUUUGGAACAUCAAUAGAGGAUGUCUUGCGCAGCAAAGGAUGCCUGAGGAGCCAGUCCGCUGAAGUGAACACAAUCAACGAGAGCACUGAGAUCCUUCACCUUCCUUCUGUCAUGACAGAGUAUGUUGGUGAAAACACAGAGAAAAAGGCAGAAUUCUGUGAUCGCUCUUGUGAAGAGCUAGGGUCUAUGUUUACGGAACUCACUGGACUGCGUAUUGUUGUCAACAGCUUAACAGAAAAGUUAGAAAAAGUGUCUGAGGUGAAUGAGAAAAUUGUGUCGGAAUUGCUUGGCCCCAACAAAACACUCAAGAACCAGUCGGCUUGCUGGCAAGAUGGCCGUGAGUUUAUGAAUAAUUCGCAUUGGGUUGUGGACAGCUGCACGAAAUGUCACUGCCAGAACUCUAAAACGAUAUGCAAUAAAAUCACAUGCCCAGCUGUUCACUGUGUCAGCCCCACUUUUAUUGAUGGCGAGUGCUGCCCUGUCUGCUCUCACUCUGACGACAGUGAAGAAGGCUGGUCACCCUGGUCUGAAUGGACAGAAUGCUCUGUCACUUGUGGAUCUGGAACCCAGCAACGAGGAAGGUCAUGCGAUGUCACCAGCAAUACUUGCCGAGGGCCCUCCAUUCAAACAAGAACCUGUUCCCUCGGGAAAUGCGACAAUCGCAUACGGCAAGAUGGCGGCUGGAGCCACUGGUCCCCUUGGUCUUCCUGUUCUGUGACCUGCGGGGUAGGCAACAUAACUCGCAUACGUCUCUGCAAUUCCCCCAUCCCACAGAUGGGUGGGAAAGGCUGCAAAGGAAGCGGAAGGGAAACAAAAGAAUGUGAAGGAGUCCCAUGUCCGAUCAAUGGUCGAUGGAGCCCUUGGUCUCCUUGGUCUGCAUGCACUGUUACCUGUGGCGGAGGCAUUCGGGAAAGAUCUCGUCUCUGCAACAGCCCAGAGCCUCAGUAUGGUGGAAAGGCAUGUAUGGGAGAUGUCAUACAGCAUGAUAUGUGCAACAAACAGGAUUGUCCAAUAGAUGGAUGUUUGUCAAACCCUUGCUUUCCUGGAGCAGAAUGCAACAGCUUCCCGGAUGGUUCUUGGUCCUGUGGUGCAUGUCCUGCUGGUUACCUUGGAAACGGAACAGUCUGCGAAGACCUUGAUGAGUGUGCAGUAGUGCCAGACGUUUGCUUUAAGUUAAAUCAGAACCACCGUUGUGUAAACACCAAUCCUGGAUUCCAUUGCUUGCCAUGCCCUCCUCGCUACAAAGGAAGUCAGCCUUAUGGGGUGGGCCUAGAGGCUGCCAAGAAAGAAAAACAAGUAUGUGAACCUGCCAAUCCUUGCAAAGACAAGACACACAACUGUCACAGGUCAGCCGAGUGCAUCUACCUUGGGCAUUUCAGUGACCCCAUGUACAAGUGUGAAUGUAGGACAGGCUAUGCUGGUGAUGGAUUCAUUUGUGGUGAAGAUUCUGAUCUGGAUGGAUGGCCCAAUCAUAACUUGGUCUGUGCUGCCAAUGCAACUUAUCACUGCAUAAAAGAUAACUGUCCUCUUCUGCCUAAUUCUGGACAAGAAGACUUCGAUAAAGAUGGAAAGGGAGACGCCUGUGAUGAGGAUGAUGAUAACGAUGGUGUUGAGGAUGAUAAAGACAACUGCCCCCUGAUUUUUAAUCCUCGUCAGUUUGAUUAUGACAAGGACGAAGUUGGUGACCGUUGUGAUAAUUGCCCCUAUGUGCACAAUCCUGCUCAGAUUGACACCGAUAAUAAUGGAGAGGGUGAUGCAUGUGCGGUGGAUAUUGAUGGCGAUGAUGUUUUCAAUGAACGCGAUAACUGCCCAUAUGUCUACAACACAGACCAGAGAGAUACAGAUGGAGACGGAGUUGGUGAUCACUGCGAUAACUGCCCACUGGUGCACAAUCCUGAUCAGACUGAUGUGGACAAUGACCUGGUUGGUGAUCAGUGUGACAACAAUCAAGACAUAGAUGAAGAUGGCCACCAGAAUAACAAAGACAAUUGUCCGUACAUUUCCAAUGCCAAUCAGGCUGACCAUGACAAAGAUGGUAAAGGGGAUGCUUGUGAUUCUGAUGAUGACAACGAUGGCAUCCCAGACGACCGGGACAACUGCCGACUCACAUACAACCCUGACCAGAAGGAUUCCGAUGGUGAUGGCCGAGGUGACAUCUGCAAAGAUGACUUUGACAAUGACAAAGUCCCAGAUAUUUUUGAUGUUUGUCCUGAAAAUGAUGCCAUUAGUGAAACUGAUUUCAGAAAGUUCCAGAUGGUCCCAUUGGAUCCUAAAGGAACAGCUCAGAUUGACCCAAAUUGGGUUAUUCGACAUCAGGGCAAAGAACUCGUACAGACGGCUAACUCAGAUCCUGGCAUAGCUGUAGGUUAUGAUGAGUUCAGUUCUGUUGACUUCAGUGGUACGUUCUAUGUCAACACAGACCGGGAUGAUGACUAUGCUGGGUUUGUCUUUGGCUACCAGUCCAGCAGUCGCUUCUAUGUCCUGAUGUGGAAACAAAUUUCCCAGACAUAUUGGGAGGACAAGCCCACCAGAGCUUAUGGUUACUCAGGGGUAUCACUUAAAGUAGUGAACUCUACAACUGGCACUGGCGAACAUUUGAGAAAUGCCCUUUGGCAUACAGGAAACACACCUGGACAGGUGCGUACCUUGUGGCACGACCCCAAGAAUAUCGGCUGGAAAGAUUACACUGCUUACAGGUGGCAUUUGGUCCACAGGCCUAAGACGGGAUUAAUAAAGGUUUUAGUGUACGAAGGAAAGCAGGUCAUGGCAGACUCUGGACCAAUCUAUGACAAAACCUAUGCUGGUGGGCGAUUAGGUCUUUUUGUCUUUUCACAAGAGAUGGUAUACUUCUCUGACCUCAAGUAUGAAUGCAAAGAUGUCUGAGGUAAAGCUGCUGCAAAACCAGCGAAGUACUGUAGAUGCCGUUCAACUAGACACCUCUGUUCAUCCUGGUACUCCAAAUCCCUCACUUAUUUUUCAACUCUGGCAUGUUCCCCAGACCUUGUGCCUCCCUGCAGCCAGGAGAAAUCCCUCCGAUUCUACACCCCAGUGCCUUCUCAGAGCUUGGACUGACAGGGCCUAAAUGUGACCAUCAAACCAACCACGGAAGCAAAAACUGAUUGACGUAUAGAGUGAAAACUUGGCAGACAAAUUUAUUCAGUCAUUUGUUUAGGGUUGUUGUUGUUUUUAAAAUGACGUUUACAUAUAAAGUGUAAAAGUGUAAUUACUUAAUGUAUUUAUAUGGAUAUAGAUAUGGAAGAAUGUGAGGGGGAUAUUCUUACAUCAAGAGGGAGGAAGUGGUUGUAAGUAAGACCACUUCUUCAGGCCACAUUACUUGCUCAGAUCAGGGCUGGGCCUUGGUGACACAAAAUCUGGGAGAUAUAGUUCAUCAAAACUGAGAAGGACCAAACCCUAAAUAUCCUACUCAUUUAAGAAGCCAUGGAAAACUAAGGCAACGGCCACCCAAGAAGAUGGCUCCACAAACUUCAAAUUUUACUAAUCUUCUAACAGCGUUUUAGGUAAGCCACAUGCUUGAAGUUUAAAAUAAUGCUUCUCUUCUAAUGACAAAUACCAGCACGUGAGCAGGCUGCAGAGAGAAUGAUGACAGCUUAACAUCCAAUAGGGCUCUUGAGAUCUUGUAUCCAAUUCUGUUUUAAAGAAGUGAAUUUGGAAUUAUUCUCCUGGGGGCAUACAAAUUAAAAUGCCAGUUAUUUCAGGGUUGUUCAUUCAAGUAUGUGGAUAUCAGGGAAUCUUGAUACCUCAUGAGCAGGAGCUGGCAGGCAUCUAGUAUCCUACUCACAUAUAAUUUUGUGGGGAGUGGAGCAGGGAAGCUGCAUCAACAACCCAACAUUAUUAAAUGUUUAUUUUGCAUGUCUCCAAAGUAAUACUUCUAGUGGAAGUGCUGCAGCUCAGAGGUAAAGCAUGUGUGUUACAUGCAAAAGAUCCCAGGUUCAUGCCCCAGAAUCUUUGGGUAGGACAUCUGAGUCACUGGUGAGCAACCUACCAGUGUAGACAAUACGGAUGUAGAUGGACCAAUGGUCUGAUUUAGUACAAGGCAUCUUCAUAUGCUACACUCUGGAGGAAACUGGCAUUA
Messenger RNA from Podarcis raffonei (Aeolian wall lizard), 5103 nucleotides. RefSeq names its product thrombospondin 2 (gene THBS2). NCBI's taxonomy places the organism in Eukaryota, Metazoa, Chordata, Lepidosauria, Squamata, Lacertidae. The record is from RefSeq and is a predicted model, not a curated record. Gene Ontology annotation, biological process: cell adhesion; negative regulation of angiogenesis. Gene Ontology annotation, molecular function: protein binding; calcium ion binding. The coding region runs from base 345 to 3893 and encodes 1182 amino acids. Gene Ontology annotation, cellular component: extracellular region. The transcript has 22 exons.